AUGAUAGACUCAGGAUCCGGGAGCCAGCUGCUCUCGUCUGUGCCAUCUCAUAGCCAAACCAAUGGUCACCACGGGCACAUCAACGGACAUACGGCUGAAGAUACCGCACCCACGGUGGUAUCCGGAUCCCCCAUAGCCAUUGUGGGUCUGGCAUGUCGUCUACCAGGGCAUGUUAACACUCCUAAAGAUCUCUGGGACCUCAUGGCCCGCGGGGGUGUGGCUGAGACGAAGCCACCCGGCACCCGAUUCAACUUGGAUGGGCAUUAUGACGGGUCCAAGAAACCCUUCACCAUGAAGACGCCCGGGGCGAUGUUCCUCGAGGAUGUCGACCCGGCCGACUUCGACGCCCAGUUCUUCAACAUCAACCACAUGGAUGCUAGCUCGAUGGAUCCCCAGCAACGGGUUCUCAUGGAGGUGGCAUAUGAGUGCCUGGAAAAUGCCGGUAUCCCCGUGGAGAGCCUGGGAGGCAAGCGGAUUGGAUGUCUGGUGGGAGCGAGUGCCGUGGACUACCAUGAUAUGACCUGUCGGGACCCUGAGGACCGCACCGAGUCUCCCACGAUGGGCACCGGUCGUGCACUGCUCAGUAACCGCAUCAGCCACUACCUCAACGUUCACGGUCCGAGUAUGACCAUCGAUACGGCAUGCUCGAGCACCCUGAUUGCCCUGGAUAUGGCCUGUCUCUACCUCUCCACAAACCAGUGCGACGGCAUUCUCGUUGGGGGUGUGAACAUGUAUCUAAGCCCAGAGAGAAACCAAGACAUGGGUGCCAUGCGUCCCACUGCCUCCGCUACGGGCAAAUGCCACACAUUCGAUGCCAAGGCCGAUGGAUACGUCGCGGCGGAGGCUAUCAACGCCGUCUUCCUCAAACGCCUGGACGAUGCGGUUCGGGACCGGGACCCGAUCCGCGCGAUCAUUCGUGGCACAGCCACCAACAGUGCAGGCAGGACGCCCGGCAUCGCCAUGCCGAACGGCAAGGCCCAGGCGGCCGCCAUCCGCAUGGCCUACGCCAACGCGGGAAUUCCAGAGGCCGAGCUGUCGCAGACCGGCUAUCUUGAGUGCCACGGAACGGGCACGCUGGUCGGCGACCCAAUUGAGGUGGACGGCGCUGCAUCAGUCUUUGCUGAAAGUAAGUCUGCCGCUCAGCCGCUCAUUAUUGGGUCCGUCAAGAGCAAUAUAGGGCACUCCGAGGCCGCAGCUGGGCUUUCGGGACUGAUUAAGGCUGUGCUCGCCGUCGAGCAGGGAAUCAUCCCCGGGACCGCCACCUUCAUCACGCCCAAUCCCAAGAUCGACUUUGAGAAGAACCGGGUGCGUGCGUCACGCAACGCAGUGGCCUGGCCCGCAAGCACGAAGAAACGCGCGAGCAUCAAUUCUUUCGGGUUUGGUGGAGCCAACGGGCACGCCAUUAUCGAGGCGCCGGAGUACCUCCUUGGCGAUCGGGUCCCUAAAUACAAGUCCACCUUCGCCAAUGGGCAGGGCUUUAGCGAGGGUUUCUUCGACGAUAGCGAUGAUGAAGAUCUCGUUGCAGAAUUGGGGGCCUUGAGCUCAUCACUCACCAAGCCGAAGGUGAUCGUCUUGUCCGCUGAGGACGAAAAUUCCCUCAAGGCCUCCAUCAAGCGCUUGUCUACACACAUCCUCAACCCAGGCGUUCAGGUUGGUUUAGAGGAUCUGGCAUUCACUCUCUCCGAGCGUCGAAGCAAACUAUAUCACCGUGCCUACAGUCUGCAGACAGACACUCAGAUUACAUCAGAUGCGUUCCAAGUAGCGAAACCCUUGGGGCAGGACAUCCGCAUCGGCUUCAUCUUCACUGGGCAAGGCGCUCAGUGGCCCGCAAUGGGAAAGCAGCUCCUGGAAGCCUUCCCCAUCGCACGCAGAGUCGUCGAGAGCCUGGACAAAAUUCUGCAGUCUCUUCCAGAACCGCCCUCCUGGUCUUUGGUGUCGGAAUUAACCGAGGAUCGAGAUGCAGCCCACCUUCGCGAGCCAGAGUUCUCCCAGCCGCUGGUCACCGCGCUGCAGCUGGCUCUGAUAAGCGUCCUGUCGCAGUGGGGCAUCCGACCGGCGCGGGUUGUGGGUCACUCUUCCGGGGAGAUUGCGGCUGCAGUGGCGGCCGGCUAUCUGACACCCGAGACGGCCAUCAAGGUGGCCUUCUUCCGCGGCCAGGCGGGGAAGCAGCUGCCCCCUCAAGAGGCAGUUGGUAUGCUCGCGGUGGGCGUCAGCGCCGAUCAGAUUGAGGAUUUCAUCGAUUCCGAUGACGACCCGGUCCAGAUUGCCUGCUUUAACAGCCCGCGGAGUCUCACUGUCUCCGGGACAGUGGCUGCCCUGGAACGGUUGCGAGAGCGGCUACAGGCGGAGAAUCACUUCGCUCGUCUACUUCAAGUCAACUAUGCCUAUCAUUCCAAGUAUAUGAGCAGCAUCGGCAAAAGGUACCUAGAGAUGCUAAAGGCUCAUGGAAUCGAGGCAUCACAGACAAAGAGCACGGAUGCGAUCAUGUUCUCCUCGGUGACUGGUGCGGCGCUGGAGGACCCUGUUGACGCGACAUACUGGCUGGAAAAUAUGGUAUCAGAGGUUCGAUUCGACCAGGCAGCAUCCGAGAUGUUGAAGGGUAAAGACGGGGUCAAUUUCCUGAUCGAAGUCGGCCCGUCGAAUGCGCUGAAAGGACCGGUGGCCCAGAUCAUCGAUGCCAUCGCGUCCAGCAUUGGAGGGCCCCCAAUCUAUACCUCCGCCGCUCAGCGAGGCACUGAAACACUGCAAGCCUUGUAUCACACUGCUGGGCGGCUCUUCACGGCUGGUGGGAUCGUCAACCUGGCGCAGGUGAACGAGUACAGCCUCCAGGACCCGCCAUCCACCCUGGUCGACCUUCCAAAUUACGCGUGGAAUCACUCGAAGAAAUACUGGCAUGAAAGCCAGGCAAGUAAGGACUGGCGUGCACGGCCCUUUCUCAAACAUGAUCUGCUCGGAACCAAAAUUCUCGGAACCCCGUGGCAGGCUCCGACCUGGAGAAAUACCUUGCGCCUUAACGACCACCCGUGGCUCAAGGACCACCGGAUCGGGGAUCAAGUCGUAUUUCCCGGUGCAGGCUAUGUUUCCAUGGCCAUGGAGGCAAUUUACCAGACGAUGUGCCUAACUGAGUGGACUGACGGGGUGCCCGCGCGGUACCGAUUCCGCCUGCGUGAUAUGAAAUUUUUCCGUGCCUUAGUCCUGGACACCUCCUAUGACUCUAAGGUUACUCUAAACCUCAUGCCAAGUAAGUCGUGGUACGAGUACAAGGUCUCCUCUCGACUAGAGGAGACAAUACAUGACCAUGCCUCGGGAUUUAUUCGCAUCGAGACGGAAUUCCCCAACACCACAGCCCCAAUCGGGGCGUUGGAACCGCUUCAAACGCCUGUGUCUGCCCGUAUUUGGUAUAAGGCGAUGCGGGAGGCCGGGUUCAACUUCGGGCCCUCGUUCCAGAAGCAUCUUUUCAUGGAGUAUCAAGCCGGUCAGCAAUCUGGUCGCUCGACAGUCUCGCUAGAGGCGCCCGACUCAGCUUGGCCGCAGUCCAGCUACGCGAUUCACCCGGCCUGCAUAGAUGGAUGCUUUCAGACGGUGCUAUCAUCCGCUUGGAAGGGCGACAGAAGCGCCGUCGAUGCGGCAUUGGUCCCCCUCUCUAUUGACAGUUUGGUAAUACCGUCGAACUCUGAUCUUCCUGCUGAGGCAUUUGCCGUCGCGAAGUCCGAGUUCACCGGUAUCGGGAGAGCCGACGUGGCGAAGAACUACUCGGCAUCCACGGCCGUGUUCCACCCAGUAGAUGGCAGCCUCCUGCUUGAGAUGAAGGGCCUGCGGUACACGGAACUCGACAGCUCAAGUCCGGAGACCCGACUAACCCACUCGUACCUGCAGGUAAAGUGGGCCCCGGACAUGACGUUACUCUCAGAAGCUGGGUUCCACCAGCUGGUGGCUGGCUUCGGCACAGAGAGAGGAGUGGCUCAGGGGCUGAUUGACACCAUUGCGCACAAAAAUCCAGGAUUAACUGUUUUGGAGGUUGAUCUGGGCUUGGAGACACCCGCCAGCAGUCUGUGGCUGGAGGCGGACAACGUGACGCGGGCCGCAUGCACGCAAUACCAAUUCACGUCCAGCGAUGCCAAUCGGACCGUUGCCAUCCAGAACGCUUAUCCCUCCGCAACGUACGCGAAAUUCACGGUCUCGAGUUUCGCCGCCGCUGAGAUCCCGGUAAGCCAGCAGUUCGACCUUAUCGUCAUCAAGCUGCCUGCUCAGCCUGGCCCAUGGUUGGGGCAGGCCCUGGCAAACCUUCACAGUAGCCUGACGGAGACUGGAUUUGGGCUGAUUGUCCAUGCGGAUGAGAGGUCGCGGUUGGACGUUCAUGCGGCGACUCGGGCGUCUGAAUGGGCGAAGGUGUGGUCCGCUGGUACAGUCACUCUGGUUCAGGUCGCUCGUCUGGCACAGGCAGAGCAUCGUAAGGUCUAUCGCGUUCGGUUCCGGACAGGAGACAGCACCCUGGGCGGGCUGAUUGACACGGCUCUGUCCCAGGCGGGCGGAUGGGAGAGCAUUCCCGUGUGGGAGGCAGAGCAAGUGCCGCCCCGGAGCAAAGUCCUGGUGCUAGACGAGUUAGAGGGGCCCGUCAUGUCCAAACUGGAUGACCGUCAAUGGGCGAUGCUGCAGCUCCUCGUCCAGAACCAAUGCGACCUGCUGUGGGUGACAUCAGGGGCCCAGAUGGAGGUAGCCCAACCCACCCAAGCGGUGAUCAUUGGCUUCCUUCGCGUACUCCGGAACGAGGAGCCGUUGCUGCGGCUAAUUUCGCUAGAUGUUGAGUCCCCAACCGCAAAGAACCCGACGGUAGAAGCCAUUGACCGCUGCCUGCAUAUCCUGACUGCGAAUGAAGGCCGCCGAACACACCUGGAUAGUGAGUAUGUCGAGCGCGGCGGCAUUGUUCACAUCAGUCGGGUUCUACCGGACAUGAAAGUCAACGAGGCCCAGAAGGAAGAGGCUACAGGUCGGCCGGGGCAGAUGAUGGAACUCCAUGCAGCCCUCAACUGUAUUCGACUGAGGGCUGAGCGGAUUGGAAAUAUCGACGCCGUGCGAUACAACGAGGUGAGCUCUGCUCCUUUGCCCCUGGAGGCAAACCACGUCGAAAUCGAGAUCUAUGCGUCCGGGGUCAACUUCAAAGAGGUGGCUGUCACCGUGGGUAUCGUCCCCGAUAAUGAACAUCUGCUGGGUGGAGAGGGAGCAGGCACCAUUACCCGUAUGGCGCCAGAUGUUAAGGGUUUCAAGCUGGGGCAGCGCGUGGCCUUCUUCCAGAAAGGAUCGUUUGCCAACCGCAUCAUCACCACGACUCAACGAGUGUAUUCCAUUCCCGACAGCAUGAGCUUCGAGGAAGCAUCCACUAUACCAUGCGUCUUCAUGACCUCGAUGUAUGGAUUAUACCGGCUGGCACAUCUGAAGAAGGGGGACCGCGUGCUGAUCCACUCGGCCACCGGAGGAGUGGGCCUUUCGGCCAUUCAGCUCUCCCAGUACAAGGGUGCGGAGGUUUACGCGACCGCGGGGACCUCAGAGAAACGAGAAUUCCUAAAGACCCAGUUCGGCAUCCCUGAGGAACGAAUCUUCUCGUCACGCACAAAGGCCUUUGCCGAGCAGAUUCUGGCCUAUACGGGCGGCAAGGGAAUGGAUGUGAUCCUAAACUCGCUGACCGGCGACUUGCUGGAUGAGUCAUGGCGCAUCGUUGCAGACGGCGGAACCAUGGUCGAAAUCGGCAAGAAGGAUAUCCUGGAUCGAAGCAGCCUUGCAAUGGCACCGUUCAAUCGCAAUGCCUCAUUCCGAGCCCUGGACCUGUCGCAUAAAGAGAUCACAGAUGAUACGAUCGCGAGCUUGUUGGCCGAUAUUUUCGCGCUGAUGGAGGGCGGCCACCUCAGCCCCAUCACCCCAAUGCACAUCUUCUCCUUCCGUGACAUCCCGGCGGCAUUCCGUCUCUUGCGCAGCGGAAAGCAUAUUGGCAAGCUGGUCAUCAGCGAUGGGCCCAACGCGAAUGUAGAAGUUCUCGUGCGUCCGGCCCCACGGCGCAUGAGCCUGUCACCCGACAAAAGCUACCUGAUUGUGGGCGGUCUUCGAGGACUGUGCGCCAGCCUGGCCAUCUAUCUAGCACAAAACGGGGCCAAGCAUCUGGCUGUGCUAACUCGGAGCGGCCACGCGGACAAGCAGUCCCAAAGAACUGUCCGAGACCUCCACGCCCUAGGAUGCCAGGUCGAUCUGCUCUGCGGGGAUGUAACCAACCUGAGCCAUGUCCGCUCGGCGUUUGCUGCCACGCGGGUUCCCAUCGGGGGCAUUGUGCAGGGCGCCAUGGUGCUCCGCGAUCGCACCUUCGCAGGCAUGAGCCUCGACGAUUAUCACACGGCACUCGGGUGCAAGGUGCCCGGAACAUGGAAUCUACACCAGGUCGCGCUCGAGCAGGGCCUGAGUCUGGACUUCUUCACUAUGCUGUCCAGUAUCUCGGGUCUCUGCGGAAGCAAAGGACAAGCCAAUUACGCGGCGGGGAACACCUUCCUUGACGCUUUUGCCUCCUACCGACGCCGACUUGGACUAGCUGCCUGCUCUAUCAAUCUGGGGGUAAUCCAGGAUGUCGGAUACAUGGCGGAGCGUGACGAUCUGCAGGACCGCUACGAUGCAACGCUGUGGCACGCUAUUAACGAGCGGCUCCUGCGACGUAUCUUCGGCUUCUCAAUUAUGCAGCAAGACACUAACCCUAUCAACGUUACUAGCAACGCCAACAUGGUAACUGGCAUCCAAGUCCCUCAGCCCGUAGACUCGUUCCUGCUCCGUGACGCGCGCUUCGCCUGCUUAUAUCUGCAACAGAGCGGGCAGCAAAGCCAGACGCUUUCGGACUCGAAAGACAUCCAAGCCAUAUUUGUUGUGUUACGCUCUAAGGCUGAGCCAGCUGCAGUCCUUGAAGUCACCGUCGAUGUGCUAAACCGGUACCUGAUGACGAGUCUGCGCUUACCAGAAGCUUUGGACGCGGCGCGUCCCCUGUCUACAUAUGGAAUCGAUUCCCUGGCGGCGGUGGAGUUCCGCAAUUGGUUGCGCAUCGAGCUGGGUGUUAAUUUGAGCACACUGGAGAUUGUGAAUGCGCCGUCGUUAGUGUCAAUCUGUGAGAAGGUGAUAUCAAAAAUCCCUAAUGCGUAG
Penicillium malachiteum is the source of this 7167-nucleotide messenger RNA. It is a transcript of the gene fma-PKS, whose product is annotated as polyketide synthase fmaB. The record is from RefSeq and is a predicted model, not a curated record. Gene Ontology annotation, molecular function: phosphopantetheine binding; oxidoreductase activity; 3-oxoacyl-[acyl-carrier-protein] synthase activity. Gene Ontology annotation, biological process: secondary metabolite biosynthetic process; fatty acid biosynthetic process. The coding region runs from base 1 to 7167 and encodes 2388 amino acids. The transcript has 4 exons. NCBI's taxonomy places the organism in Eukaryota, Fungi, Ascomycota, Eurotiomycetes, Eurotiales, Aspergillaceae.